UGUGAAUGGACUCAUUUGAAUCGCCUAGACUUGAUUGAAGUGAAAAAGGAAAGUCAAGAACUGAAGGAAAUGGAGGAGAAUCAACAAAAAACUCAGAAAACAAGAUCCAAAAAAUCCUUCAGCUGCCGUCAGUGUGGAGAGAGGUUUGCAGUGGCAGACGCUCUCAAAAAACAUAGUUGUUCUGAAGUAAGACCAUUUAACUGUGAUCAGUGUGGUAAAAACUUUAUUUUGGUUGCACACCUAAAGAGACAUCUGAAAGUUCAUGCGAAUGAGAAGCCUUACAUGUGUCCUCUUUGUGGAAAGUGCUUUUCAUGGUUGUAUUAUUUUCAAGAACACCAGAAAACACAUGAUGAUGAUGUGGAAGUUCAUGUGUGCUAUGAAUGUGGUAGUACCUUUACUAGAUCCAGUGACCUGAAAGCCCACCAGCGGAUUCAUACUGGAGAAAAACCUUACAAGUGCUCAUAUUGUGGAAAGGGUUUCACUAAUUCAGGACACCUAAAAAGACACGAAAGAGUGCAUACUGGAGAGAAGCCAUACCACUGCACUUCAUGUGGGAAGCGUUUCACCCAAUCAAGCACUCUAACUAGUCAUAAGAAAAAGCAUUGUCCAAAGCUGUCAAAGUGAACGAAGUUCAUCUUCAGGUCCAACAAGAUUCAGAUUCAUCCCAAAGAUGAAGGUUCUCACAAAAGAGUAAUAAAUGCAAAAAUAUUUUACGUUUGUGCUUAUUCAACAAAGAAUUUGUAGAGGAAUAUAAAGUACUAGUUAACCAAACUAACAAGUUCUGUAGUGUUUAUCAUGGAUGAUUUUAUGUUGAAGACUAGCAAUAGCAUUCAUUUCAUUGUUUGGUAGUUUGGCAUCAUUUGGCAAACCAUUCCUCUCAUCUGUGCUUUAUUUCCUGUUUAUCUGUUAAACAUUUGUUUAUCUGUUAUAAACUUGUUUAUCUGUUAUAAACUUGUCAGUUCCACUGCAAUUGUGUAUUACUUCAUUGUAUAUGCAAAUUACUUUAGUGUGUAUGCAGUAUUCUACCUAAUUUGUUUCACUAAUGUUUUAGAAUUGCUGUUUUGUUUUGCUUAUCUUGUUCUUAUAAACAUGCAU
Molecule: messenger RNA, 1095 nt
Organism: Xyrauchen texanus (razorback sucker)
Lineage: Eukaryota; Metazoa; Chordata; Actinopteri; Cypriniformes; Catostomidae
Product: zinc finger protein 391-like
Exons: 2
Coding region: 70-624 (184 amino acids)
Biological process (GO): regulation of transcription by RNA polymerase II
Molecular function (GO): DNA-binding transcription factor activity; RNA polymerase II cis-regulatory region sequence-specific DNA binding
Source: RefSeq, a predicted model, not a curated record